AGCGGCGGGGCGGCCAUGGCGGCGGCGCGGCGGGUGCAGCUCCUGGGGCUGCUGCUGCUGCUGCUGCUGCUGCUGCUCGGAGCGGCGGGGCCCGGCGCUCGGGCCGCUCGGAGCCGCGGGGCCGACCGCCAGAACAGCCUCCGCCGCGCCGCCAGCGGCCUCUACCAGGGCGUCAGCGGCCUCUUCGGCGAGGACAACGUGCGGGCCCUGCAGAAGUUUUUCUCAAGGUUGACAGAGAGGUUUGUGAAUGGGGUGGAUGUAUUAAUGGACACAUUCUGGAGAAUAUGGACUGAUUUGUUAGAUGUUCUUGGAAUUGAUGCCUCCAACCUGACUCAUUAUUUCAGCCCAGCAGCGAUUGCCAACAACCCGACCCGCGCCCUCCUGCUGAUCGGUGCCAUUUUACUGGCCUAUUGGUUUCUAUCUCUCUUCCUCGGAUUCUUCUUCUAUCUCCUGCACAUGCUGUUUGGCCGCUUCUUCUGGAUCGCCAGGGUGGCCCUGUUCACCCUGUCAUGUGUCUACAUCCUGCAGAAAUAYGAGGGUGACCCCGAGCACGCCGUGCUGCCGCUCUGCUUCGUCGUGGCCGUCUACUUCAUGACGGGGCCCGUUGGAUUUUACUGGAGAAGAAACAGCAACAGCAGCCUGGAGGAGAAGAUGGACCACCUGGAUAGUCAGAUCAGACUGCUGAACAUCCGCCUUUCCAGGGUGAUUGAGAACCUGGACAGGGGCAGUGAGCAAUAAACCGGCCCCUACAGACCACUGUACACCAGCUCCGGAGAAUUCCUAAGCACUGUCUCAUCCGAAGUUACAAAGCAACAAAAACAUCACAUGGUAAAAAGUGUGCAAAGUUAUAACUUUUCAUCAUGUGUAAGACUAAUUUAUCUAGAUUAAACACUCAGCCAUUUAGACUUCUAGGAGAAAGAGAAGCAUUUACAAAAAUUCAGCUGUAUAUUCAGAGUUUUAUCCAGUACUAGAAUUUUCUCAGUAGAUAAACGCUUACUUUUACAAGCAUUUAAAAACGUCUUUUGUAAAGUUUUUAUAAAAGCAAAUUGAGUAGUCUUUCAGAUAUUGAAAUUGAGUUAAACAUAUGCAAAUUUGACACUUUAAAAGUUAAAAAGAAAAAAAAAUAUCUCAAGCUACCAAGCACUUCCAUUGAGAAGUAACUGCUGUGGGUCCAUAUUUUUUCUUCAGAGUUGUGAAUGUUUUUGUGUUUUUGUUGGCUUAUUUCAUUGCCUUGAAGUUGCCUUUCAUAGAGUAUCAGAUGAGGAAUUUUCUGGUAUCCAGGCCAAAAAAUUCACACCAUAGCUUUUAACAGGAGGUGGGGAAUGAGGGAGAAGGAAGAUUUGAAGUCCUUAAAUGCCAGUCCAGUGAGGAAGCGCACGUGUGGCAUUUUACCAUUGCACAUCAUCUCGAGAACUUUAAUUUGUUAGUGUUUGGAAGGAAAUCUGGUUUAAUAAAUUGGCACAGAAGGAAGAUGUAGUGUGACAAAUUGUCAUUCAUAUCUGAUCUGCACAGUAAAGCAUUUAAAAAGCAUAAGUGCAUAGAGUAAACCAUGAUUUUUAUUCUCAGGACCCACGUACUUUCUCAGAAAAGGCAGCAGUUAAAACACGUGCAGAUGUAUUGUUGCUUAAAGCUUUCUCAGGACCAAUAAGCGGCAAUAAAUUAUCUUCAGGAAGAUCUGGAUUUUUUUCUAAAAUUACAAUAGUUUUAUAGGAGCUUUUUGCUUGAAGUCUGUGUCCUCAUUAGGUUUUGGGGAAAGUGAGUCACCUUUAAGAGGAGGGUGUAGGAAACGGUUCUCUUUCAAAGCAGAGGAGCUUUGAAGCAAUUUUAUUUUGCAGGAUUUCUGUAUUUGUAACUUAGAACUAACGAGCCUGGUAGGGUAUCACUGGCUGUGCAGGUUUACUGAAACACACUGAAACAAAGGUAACCUCAGGGAAGGAAGUCUGGAAUGUGAUUUAACCUGGAAACAAUAWCCAAGGAUACAGAUGUGUGGAGGGAGGGGAAGCAUCUGACCCCUGGUGAUGAGCACAGUUCUGAUACMGUGAGGGGUAGGAUGGAGCACAGCUGAAGCACUCCAUGCUCCAAAGGGUCCAAAUGAACAACUCCACUAAAAAGCGCAACAAAAAUUGGUCUGUGAUGGGCCUGGCUACAAAGCAAGGGAACAAGAGGAGGAGGAGGAGUUCCCCAGGUGUGCCUGCCAGUGCCAGCUCUGGUGGGACAGGCUGCACCCCCUGAGCACAGCUCCUGUCCCACUGCGUAGAGCUUUCAGUGGAUGUGAUGCUUAACUGAAUGUAACUGUGGGGCGAAUUUAUUUUUCUCUUUAUGCUGAAGUUUAAUGUUCUUAAAAUGUGUGUGUUACUUGCCUAACCUCUUUGGGUCUGAAUGUGACAUUUCCAUGGGGGUUAUUUUUAAAUCCAUGUUAAUGGCCUUUACUMUGAACGGUGAUCACUUUGGUUCAACACGGUUGAAAUUCAUAUGCACUUGGCACGGUUGGAAUCYAUUUUAAUUUUUUAUGUCACUUGUAAAUCCCUCUGCACCCCAUUUAUCAASAAGUACACAGUUUAGAGUUGUUAAAUAACCGGUUAUCACAAUUUAAAAUCUUUCCUGUGAACAAAUAGGGACUAUAGCAACAAACAGUCCAACUUGCCAAGCUGAAAGUGGCAAUUACAGUGUAUUCCUUUUUCCAGCUCAUUUUUCACAGUAUUACAGAGUCUUCCCUGUCAACUCAGUUCUCCCUAUUGUGCACAGAGGACUGGGCUAAAACACCAACCUGGCAAUUAGGAAUUGACUAGUAAAGCUUGUCAGGUCUCGAUGUGUUUUGUCAAAUUUGAGACCUGAGGACCAAAGUUUGCAAACUCAGCGGCUCCAUCGCCUUCUUAGGAUGAUGUGCAUGGGUCAGUUUGCAUAGAUUGUAUUUUGUGUAAUCCAUAUUUAACGUUGAAGUUGAAAGUACUGAAUCAUUUAUAUAUUAAGAGUUGUCUAUGAUAAAGAUUUCUUUAAAGUAUUAUAUGAAAGUUAAUUUGGGUUAUAGUUUCUCCCUGUCUUGCCCUAAUCAKUUAUCUUAGUUUUGUAAAAUCAGCCCUCCUAUAUUAAUACUCCUGAUUUUGAUCACCCUGCUGCUUGAAAAAUGGUAUUUUUAUAUUUACUUGCAUCCCAUGUAUAGCAAAACAUUAUGUGAAAAGCAGUAUAUAUAAAAUUGGGUAUUUUUAAUCAGUAUUUUUCCCAGCACUCAGUUUUCACAUUAGUCAAAUUCAGAAGUAAUGAUUUUUUUAAAGCACAAUCUAAUCUUCAAUAUAUAUAUAUAAAUAUAUACUUUAAAAAUGCUCUGUAUUUUUAAACAUGCACUGUAGUGAAAGCGCUUUUGGAACAUGAAUGUGGUAUUGUAUUYAAUCUCUUUCAACUUUUGUAAAUACCUUUUACAAGUAUUUUCCAUACCGGGCCAUCUAGUUWCUCCAUGGAGGUUUUUGCUGUUUUUUAGAACCCGUGCUGG
Messenger RNA from Malurus melanocephalus (red-backed fairy wren), 3487 nucleotides. It is a transcript of the gene BRI3BP, whose product is annotated as BRI3 binding protein. Gene Ontology annotation, cellular component: mitochondrion. NCBI's taxonomy places the organism in Eukaryota, Metazoa, Chordata, Aves, Passeriformes, Maluridae. The transcript has 3 exons. The record is from RefSeq and is a predicted model, not a curated record. Bases 16 to 738 code for a protein of 240 amino acids.